This is a messenger RNA of Cyclocybe aegerita, 1518 nucleotides long. The record is from the annotation of a GenBank genome assembly. Lineage: Eukaryota; Fungi; Basidiomycota; Agaricomycetes; Agaricales; Hemipholiotaceae.
AUGGCCUCAGUGAAUCCCUCAGGAGGCUCGCACCCCGAUUGCGACCAGGUCAUAGGCUCAGACGGCUCCAGAGAGUCUGACAGAAGGGACGAAGACGAUCAUGCUUCUCGCCCUUCGAGCCGCCUGGGUUUCAAUCGGGCCAGCUUGUCGGCAACUCCCUCUGACGCCCCCUCAAGUUCAGAGGCAGUCCAGUGGUCUCGCAGUCUCUUUCAAAACGUCGGUAUCAACGACCUGCGACUCGAGUCCAUUAAAGCCAGCAAGCCGGACAUGGCUGUGUCGUCCAAUUCUGCUCUGCCAAUCACCAUCAGCCAGGGCGAGGGCACGGUACCUCACCCUUCGACAGAGCAGAAGGACGCCGACAUCGCCAGUGCGAAUGUGGAGGGAGAGUGCGUGAAAUCGCCGGCGGUUCCUCGCAAAUCGCCCACCUCAGUAUCGCGUUUGUGCUUCCCCUUUGUGACCACUUCUCCUCCCCGCCGUAAAAAGCCCCAACCUCCUCCAUCUCCUCCCCCGCCUCCUCCCCCUCGCCACAAAUACUCAUGUCCUCCUUCAUUAAUGUCCCCUUUCCGCUACAACCAACGGAGUCCGACCCAACCUCGUCACCAUUACCGUCAACAUGGGCACUCGCGUCUCAGCUUCCAGCACACAAAGUGGUUCUGGGCGAUGCGGGAAGACCAGUUGGGCGGAGGCAGCAACGGCGCCUAUGACCCCAAUAAUGGCGCCUAUGGCGGCAUUUCCUCGGAUGCCCCUGUCAUGCCGACAGUCCAUCCCGCAGUGCUGUCGCGACCCCCGUCUCCUAUCACCUCUUCACAGAGCACCAUGCCCCCUAUAACGAUUCAUCCCCGGCGCGGAGACAUCUCUGCCUUACGUGACCCUUAUUCGACCCAUAUCGAUCGAUGCUUCGUUGGCCUACCGACCUGGACGAUCAGCAAGACCAUUUGGAUGCACGACCUUCAUCUAGCCAUGGAACAACGUCAGGCUGCAAACCAACAGCACGUGGACGAAGAACCUUCGGAUUACGAGUCGGAAAGCGAGCUCGAGACGUCAAUGUCGACCAGUUUCAGCGACGAUUCGGAUACGACACUCGUUGAAAGUGAAAGCGAGACGGACUUGUCGAGUUACUUCAGCUCGGCUUCCGGCGUCAAUUCGAAAGGCCAAGUAAUUUCUUCUCACGAUACUGAAGACGACUUUGUAGUUUCAUCGUCAGUGCCUUCGUCUAGGAGCAUAUCGCCCACCAUCACCGAACCAACACGCAAGUGGACACGGUCAUCGAAAGGGAAGCAAAUCGUAUCUCGCGACUUGGUCAACUCUAAACCAUCUUGGGCUACGAACUGGUAUCACCGCUGGGAUGUACUCGUGGACCUAUCUCGACGCAAGACUGAUCGGAAGCACGCCCACCUCGAAAUGACGCCUUUACGACCACCCUUGUCGCCUUCGGACCAAGAAGCCGUCGCCAGACAUCUUACGGAAUUGGAAAGCUUCGACGAUGAUACCUGGGACGCCCGCCUCGAAUCGGUAUAG